Messenger RNA from Cinara cedri, 1422 nucleotides. NCBI's taxonomy places the organism in Eukaryota, Metazoa, Arthropoda, Insecta, Hemiptera, Aphididae. The record is from the annotation of a GenBank genome assembly.
AUGAUAGCCACAUAUAAUUCUUAUUCAAGUUCCAUUGAAGAUGAUUUUAAAGAUUUAGAAAAAAACUUUCCUCUAUUAAAAAAACAUAAUUUGUUAUUUUUAGACCCAGCACCUGCUAAAAAUUAUGACGAUAGAAAAAAAGGUGCACAAAUAAAUAUGGUCGUUGUUCAUCACACUGAGGAACCAACACUUACGGCCACAAAAGAUGUACUAAAUUCUAGAGGAAUUUCUGUUCAUUUUGUAGUUGAUAGAGAUGGUAGUAUAACUCUAAUGGUACCGCUAGAGAAAAUGGCGUGGCACACAGGUAUUAGCUAUGCAAAAAUUUUAGAUCAGGAGUUGGAUGGACUGAACCUUUAUUCUGUGGGAAUUGAAAUUGUAAAUAGUGGGCUUGAACCUUUUUCUGAAGAACAAAUGAAAACUGUUAAAGAUCUUAUUUUAUAUCUUAUGAAGCGUUUCCAAAUAAAAAAAGACAUGAUAUUUAGCCAUUCUGAAAUAGGAACUAUAAUCUAUGACAAAGAUCUUGAUGAUUAUACUAUGCGUAAACCAGACCCGCAUAAAUUAUUUGAUUGGGAGUUUUUAGAAGAAAACGGAGUAGGUUUACAUAUAAAUAACAGAAUAAGUCCUGAUGAUGCAAAAAAGGAAAUUCAGGAGGUUUUAUACGAAUUUGGCAAUAAAAGUGAUGAUAUUUUAAAACUAAAAAAGAGGUUGAAUAACUUUUUUUACAAAAUCAGGCCAUGGAAUGAUAAAGAUGGUAAGAUUCUCUUUCCCGACAACCAAUCUUUAUACACAGACAAUUUUGACGAAAUUUUUUCAUGGGUUGUUUUACAAUUUUCGAUGCAUCACUUGCCAAAAGAGAUAAGAGAAAAUUUGAUGUUAAAGUUAGAGCAAGGAGAUAUACUUCCUGAUUUUUUACGUGACUAUGGAAACGAAAUUUCUAAUCAGUUUUACACUUUCAAAAUUGAAGUACUAAAUACUGUGAAAUCAUCUUUAAGUAAGAAAGAUUAUGAAAGCCUAGUAUUGUAUUUGAAAAAAUAUAAUAAUGGUGUUUCGUAUGACGCAUUUUAUACACUCAUGUAUAAGAUGAAACUGUACUAUAACUGCUAUUUGCGGUAUAAAACAAAUACUGGACUUUAUCAAUCGUUCAAGAAUAGUGUUUUGUUGACGUUUGAUAAUCUACGAAAAAAAAUACUGUCAUUGAAAUCUUUACCUACUGGUAAAGCUGCCGAAAUUUCAAAUAUGAUGGAAGGAUUUGAAUCUAGGCUUUUAUUAAAUUUCUCAGAUUUUGAAUCUGAAUGGUUUCAAGAAUUUAAGUGUAAAUGGGCUCAAGAAUUUAUUCCUAAUUUAGAAAAGCAAAUGACCUGGACUAGGCUACAUGAAAACAUUUUAGAAUAUUUGGAAGUAGAAAAGGAAAAUAUUUUUUAA